AUGUCGCCCUUGUUUGUUGCCCAACUUCUUCUUCUUCUUCUUCGUUGGCCGCUCGUAGCUGCCGAAAAAACGCCCGUGACACACGAAUUCACGGCCUUGACCCCGCCAUUGUCGUUGUCUCAAGGCGAAGUUACGAACACGUUCCAUCGUCUUGCGAUCCCAAAAGGUCCCAUUGCCGUGUACCGUUUCCAAGCCGAGGUGGUGGAGAAAGAUGCCUAUGGAAAUGUAGUGCCCGUACCCACGUACGACGCGUAUCUCCACCACCACGUCUUUGGCUCAACGCACAAGCAAUACGACGUCAUGAAGGGCCGGUAUGCUCCCAUGAAGCCCAAAAACUUCAGUCGCAGCGUGGCAUUUGGAGCUGGCACGGAAUGCCGAGGCACGCCACAGGAAUUUUACUUCCCGUAUGCCUUUAUGACAGUCGACGGGGAGGACGAGUGGGUGGCCAAUGUGCACAUUAUCAACACUCGGAACAUGACACAGGAGCGUGCCCAUAGCUGUCUGGAAUGCCCCUGUACGUCUGAAGACGUGGUCACUGCGGACGCAGUGAACGGCCUCAAGUUUCGUGCUAACAGCUGCAACGCCCGGCUCUUGUGGGAGAAAAAUACGGCGUGCGCUGCUAGCACAUACCAUGGUGGACUUCGGUGCUGUAAAGAUGCCGAGUUGUGCCUGGAACGAGAUGAGCUGGAAGUCGACGCAGCAAGUGAUGCCACGUACUACUUGCAGUAUUCCUUGCAGUACGCUGAGAUCGUACCGCAAAAUCGUCCGUUGUAUCUAGCAGCUUGUUGUGAUGCAUCGGGUGAUCUGGAGCACAUGGGGAAUGUUGAGUACGACGUACCGGUGUGUGACCCGGAGACGCAUCCUGGAUGCGUUCACACGCUGUCGACCAGACAGCGGAUUGAUAAUGGCAGCAUCCCCUUGUUCGCGUACCGUCCACAUGCACCAGAGCCCGAGCGAGAGGUGGAGCUGGUGUAUGCAGUAGGUCACCAACAUCGCGGUGGGCUGGGUAUUCAGCUUUAUGACGACGCCACGGGUGACUUGUUGUGCGCUUCUGUACCUGAGUAUGGCUCCGGAACCGAGGCUGGCAACGAAGAUGGCUACAUCGUGUCAAUGAGCACCUGCACGUUUGACCCACCUCGUCGUAUGCGUACGACGGAUAUCGUUCGAGUCGUGGCGCUGUAUAACAACACGCUGCCGCAUACUGGAGUGAUGAGUCUCAUGUACAUUGCACUGAGCGAUUUUCCGCUGGCCGGAUCGGCUGCUGUUGGACUAUCGGCGACGCUCUCGGGCAGUAAUAACUGGGGAUGGCUCAUGUUGGGCGUCGUUGUUGCAGCUGUUGCUUGUGCGUUGGCUCUGGCCAUCGUGAUGCGCUGGAAACAUCGAUCGGGAUACAGUUCGCUGCGACCUCAAACGAACUAG
This is a messenger RNA of Peronospora matthiolae, 1419 nucleotides long. The record is from the annotation of a GenBank genome assembly. Lineage: Eukaryota; Oomycota; Peronosporomycetes; Peronosporales; Peronosporaceae.